This is a messenger RNA of Castor canadensis (American beaver), 8091 nucleotides long. The record is from RefSeq and is a predicted model, not a curated record. NCBI's taxonomy places the organism in Eukaryota, Metazoa, Chordata, Mammalia, Rodentia, Castoridae.
ACAGCAAGUGCUGAGGGAAGGAAUGAGUCUUCAAGGUCAACAAACUUCACCAUUUUGCCUUUUGGGCACUCGUCUGAAAUCACCACAACUCUAACUUCCCACGGCAGCACCUUACCAUUGAAAAGGCUUAACCUACCACCAGCAGUUCAGGGUCAGAAGGAAGAAUUGCUCCUUCUCAAAUGGAGAGUGGAACAUCCCCAGGCUCCUUGGAGAAGGGGAAGGAACUCCCAGAAGAGGAGAAUGUGCACACCCAAGUGACUGGUACUUCAGUUUCCAUCCAAUCCUCCCUUCCUGCUUUGGAGCACAAAGAAGCGACUACAUUCUCCAGGAGGAGAAAUUUGGCAUCAGAGCUCUCCUUGCUGCAUUUCUCCAGGACACCGGCUUACUUUCCUCCGUCAGAACAUUCCUCAUCUUCUGGAAGUAUAAAUGGGCUUAAGAACUCCACUGCUCUCCAAAGCCCAUCAAUCAGCCAGACAAAGAGUAUGCAAGUUGCCACCACAUUUACUGAUGGUGUCUCAAGGAUGAUCCGGUCCUUGACUGUCAGUGAACCACCUAUAAAUGAGACAGAGGGUUUCCCUGAGGACUCCAAAAUUGCUACAACUUCAGCCUCAGUCCAUUCGUCACCCUCUGUGGGAGAAUCGAGAACAAACAGUAGAGUAACCGAGAAUCCAGGACAUGGAGAAUUCAUUGAGCCAUCCACAGAAAAUGAAUUUGGAUUUACAUCUUUACAUUGGCAAAAUGAUUCCCCAACCUUCAGAGAACAUCAGCUUGCCAACAACUCAGAAGCAGGAAAUGGAAGAUCCAGGACGCAGACUGAGACUUUGUUUAGAUCAGUCCCCGUCAUCAGAGGUGGAGAGAGCACAGCACACUGGUUCUUCCCUAAGAGCAAGACAUCUGCAGAUGUGACAGAAAACUCUGCUUCAAAUCCUGAACUUUUGAACACUUUAGUCUUGACCCAGUCCUCAGACUCUGCUCAACAGUCCAGAGGAAAUAACCCAAUGUUGGGUGAGAGAAGCUAUUCAGAGUCUUCCUCUAUGUCUUUCUCAGAAAGCCUGGAUUCCUCAGCACCACGAGGAGAACGUUCAACCCGGGAAGAGAACCUUGCGCUGGGCGAUCAUUCCGAGGCGGAAGAGAGCACUUCCGGGGCGCGCUUUCGCGCCUCGCACACCUCAGCGACGCUCACCGGAAGUGGUGAGCGCACACUGCGGUCUCUCAGCCUUCCCUACGCCGCGACCUCUGCGGAAGCGGAAGUGGGCAGCCAUGCGGGUACCACCCAGCUCGGGAACGUGACGGAGCAAGCAGGCUUGCUGUCCAUGUCUACUGCCGACGUCACUGAACAUAGCUAUGGUCAAGUGGGUGGCACAGACUCUGAGCAAAGAACUUCCAGUGACCACACAGACCAUACCUAUGUUUCAUCUACUUUCACCAAAGGAGAACGGACAUUACUAUCCAUUACAGAUAAUGGUUCAUCCUCAGACACCAGCGAGAGCUCAACCUCUUAUAUUAAGAUUUCAAACUCUCCAUAUUUAGACUAUUCUUCCUCUUUUCCUACUCGUACUGAAAGAAGUAGCAUCUCAUCUUAUGAUGGGGAAUAUGCUCAGCCUUCCACUGAGUCACUGGUUCUGCAUACAUCCAACCUUCCAUCCUACACAUCCACCAUUAAUAUGCCAAACACUUUGGUUCUUCCGGAUGCCAGUACUGAAUCUGUUGGUGACUCCUCUUCUUCAGGGCUCCCUUUGCCUCUUCCCUCAGUGUCACAACCCCACCAGUUGUUUUCAUCAACUUUACCAUCAACCAGGGCCUCCACACAUCAGCUAAUGUCUACCUCUGAGACAGUCACACCUUUAUCUUCCUCACCAUCACCUUUACCAAUAUCCUUGACAGCAUCUACCUAUGACCCACUUUCUGUCUCACAAACAAUCUUACCACAUUCAUCUUCUACCCCGGUCCUGCCUAGGGCAAGAGAGAUGCCUGUGACUUCAAUUCAGACGUCAACAAUGUCAUCAUCCUUAACAAUGUUCCACAGUAGUCAAACAACAAACCCCAAGAACCAGAGCACCCCACACGAAGAGAAAGUCGUCAUGGAAGCAAAAUCCCCAACCCUGGUUUCUUUGUCCACAAAGUCCACCAAAGCUGUAACAAUGAGCUCUCCUUUGGAGGUCCCUUUGCCCCCAGCCUUAACAGAAUUCUCCACUGUGCCAGCCCUUCCAGCCAUGAGCACCAGCUUAGCCCAAAUGUCUCCAGCUUUGACAACCAUCACCACUCUCAAGUCCUCUCACUCUCCUGUUACCAGUCCCAGCACCUUGUUAAGUACAGAGGUUCUGAUCUCUGGUCCUGUACAGACUAUUGCUGGAAAACAGUUCUUGGCAACUCAUCCUGAAAUUCUAGUGCCGCAAAGCUCAACAGAAGGUGUCAUCACCACACAAAGGAACCUCGUGAAUACAGAUGAUACCACCCGAUUGAUCCCUCUGACCAGUGUACCCACAUCAGCUAAAGAAUUGACCACAAGACUUGGCGUUACAGAUAAGCACAGUCCAUCUUCACAUUUCCUCAGAACAUCUCCUUCUCCAACCACAACUGUUUCUACUGCUGAAGAAUUGACUCCUAAAUCUACCACCUUUCCUGCUCAGAGCACCACACAGUCACCAAUGGCAUUGUCACCUCCAACCUCAGUCAACAACUGUGCCAUGAACCCUUGUCUUCAUGAUGGCAAAUGCAUUGUGGACCUCACCAAUCGUGGCUAUCGAUGUACGUGCCCGCCUUCCUGGCAAGGGGAGAACUGCAGUGUGGAUGUGAAUGAAUGCCACUCAAACCCCUGCCCACCCCUGGCCACGUGCAACAAUACUCAGGGAUCUUUUAUCUGCAAAUGCCCAGUAGGGUACCAGUUGGAAAAAGGAGUGUGCAAUUUGGUUAGAACCUUCAUGACAGAGUUUAAAUUAAAGAAAAUUUUUCUCAAUACUACUGUGGAAAAACAUUCAGACUUACAUGAAGUUGAAAAUGAGAUCACCAAAACAUUAAAUGUGUGUUUUUCCAUGUUACCUGGUUAUAUCCGAUCCACAGUUCAUGUGUCUAGGGAGUCCAGUGUGGUGGUAAUCUCACUACAGACUACUUUUUCCUUGGCCUCCAAUGUGACACUGUUUGACCUGGCUGAUGGGAUCCAAAAAUGUGUCAACUCCUGCAGAUCCUCUGCUGAAGUCUGCCAGUUCUUGGGAUCUCAGAAGCGGAUCUUCAGAGCGGGCAGCUUGUGCAAACGUAAGAGUCCAGAAUGUGACAAAGAGACCUCCAUCUGCACUGACCUGGAUGGCAUUGCGCUGUGCCAGUGCAAGUCAGGCUACUUUCAGUUCAACAAGAUGGAUCACUCCUGCCGAGCAUGUGAAGAUGGAUAUAGGCUUGAAAAUGAAACCUGUAUGAGUUGCCCAUUCGGCCUUGGUGGUCUCAACUGUGGAAAUCCCUAUCAGCUUAUCACUGUGGUGAUUGCAGCAGCAGGAGGCGGGCUGCUCCUCAUCCUAGGCAUCGCACUGAUUGUUACCUGUUGUAGAAAGAGUAAAAAUGACAUAAGCAAACUCAUCUUCAAAAGUGGGGAUUUCCAGAUGUCCCCAUAUGCUGAGUAUCCCAAGAACCCUCGAUCACAAGAAUGGGGUCGAGAAGCUAUUGAAAUGCAUGAGAACGGAAGCACCAAAAACCUCCUCCAGAUGACAGAUGUGUAUUACUCGCCCACAAAUGUAAGGAAUCCUGAACUUGAACGAAAUGGACUCUACCCAGCGUACACUGGAUUGCCUGGAUCACGGCAUUCUUGCAUUUUCCCGGGACAGUACAAUCCAUCUUUCAUCAGUGAUGAGAGCAGGAGAAGAGACUACUUUUGAGUCCAAGAGAAAGAGGGCCCAUUGCCCUGGGUCAGUUCCCUGGGACCUCUGUGGCUCAGAGCAAUGCACCACAAGGGAGCAAUGUGCACUGGCCACUCCCAGGACUUGUCAGAGCCACACAUAAGUGGCAAGCAGAAAGAGGAACAGGUGUGAGGGGCGUGACCACAGUGGAAGGGGACAGAGGAUGUGGAACUCAGGCUGCUCAUUUGGCACCUUUGUUGUUACUGUGAACGUGAACAUGGGCCAGUAUCAAGAGAGUCUGAGCUGCAACAUGGCACUGGUGCCUAGGGGCAAAAGCCACAGCAGACCACUAGGUAUCAUUGCAAGGACCCAGUUUUCCCUUAGUUUGCACUUUAGUAAAUUGGGCAGGGAGGUUUCCUUUUGAAUUUGUUUCAAGACUGAUCCAGAAAAGAGGCUUCCUUUCCUGAGACACUUCCGUAGGCUAAAUUUGGUGAUUAAUUUGCAGCAGGUGCUGACACUUUAUUUUCCUGCCUGGUGCCUCCGUGCUGAAAAACAGAUGGAGUGGGGAACAUACCACAGAUUUGAUGCUGCUGCAAUCAAAUGUACAGUAUUUCAGUGUUUCUAGGUUGUCUUAUACUAGUUUCCAAGCCAACCCCCUAAAUGAGGAAUUGACAUUUGUAAGGCACACCACACAACUUCCAUUUGUCUAAGUCAAGGUGACACAUUUAUUUAAGAUUUUUUUAACCCCUUUACAGUUAAAUCUUGCUUUUCAAGCAAGUCUGGCUCAAGGCAAAACAACUUAGAUUUGGUUUUAGUUAAGAGACAUCCAGCUGUCCUCUAGAGAGACCCAGCAGGCAGAAUCAGGGGCUGGCCCUGAAUGCAGUGGGGCACUUUUCACCCAUGAGGUUACUGCAAGGGACCUGGGACUCUGACCACAAUUAUGAUGACCAAAGGCUACUAUGGAUGCUUUAGAAAAAAAAAACUAAGCACAGGUGGGUGUGUGCUGGCAUUUCACCACUGACGGAAGGUAGCCUUCUACAGUCCCUGCAGCUGAAUGUGAUUAGGGGGAUGGGCUGAAUAGACUAGAUUUCUUGCAUCACCAGGGCUUGGAAAGUCAUGAGGAUUCCUGAAGAAGAAUAGGGAGCUAGGAUGGAGUCACAGGUAAGCAAGCUGUGUUCAUAAUCUCACCCACAAACUCUGUAAACUUUCAACCAUUCAAAGCUAUUUAUUCACUGAAGAAAUAACUUACUUUCUCUCACCUAGUCAUUGGUACCUCAUUAUGCUCCUAUGUAGUGCCCUCUGGAAAUACAGUUACAGUGUAAGUCAGCAUUGGAGAACUGAAGAGUGGCUGGCUAGGGAUCUCAGAGCUUGCUUUUGGGGAAGGAAAUUCCAUGUCUUGUUUAUUAUGCCUGUGACUGGGUCCUGCAUGGCAGGCAUAUCCAGUGUUCAGUGUCUAUUCCUUGUGGAACUAUAUUCAUUUUCUUUUUGUGAAACAUCCUGGUUUUGGAUGAAGUGAAGAGAACACAGAAGUUAAAAAAUUGUCCCCACCCUGGAACUGGGAGCUCUGUGGCACACAUUUAUGGAAAUGGUGUAGCUAUUGGAAACAGUUCUGCCCAGGGCAUGUUUGUUUCUUCAAGAUUCUCUGAUCUCUUCGAAACAUAUGCAAUCUGUUUUAAGUGUGAACUUCUGUGUCCCACAAUCCCCACCACUCAUAUCACUUGCUAGAGUGGGACCAUUAAUCAGGUGCCCUGGAUUUUGGUAGUUAAGUUGCACUCAUCUCACAAGAUGAAUUCCGUUGCUGUCAGUGGAGAUUAACUUAAACUUUCAAUGCCUCACCAUCUUCAAAUCUUGGGUCUCGAAUGUAUCUGUGAAACUAAAUGGCUGUUUGUGCCUCACAUCUAAUUGGAGAGCCCUGUGCUCCUGCCCUCGGCUCACCUGAGCCAACACACCUGGAUUCCUUGUGAGACAGCCUCACCCCAGUUCCUUAUGUGGCAUCCCUGCUCUCCCUGGGGCUUCACUGCUAUGAGAGAAGCUAUCCUGUUAGCUGUCCCCAGAAACACAUAUCUGCUGCCUUCAGCUGACAUCACAGCUGGCAGAUCAUCUUCUGUAUGAGGACCAGAAGCCUUAAGCCUCACAAAAUGAAGUACUUUGUCUCCGAAGCAUUCUUGGGAAGAACUCCCAAAGAGUGUCCUGUGAGUUCCAAAAGUGCUUGCCUCUUCAUGAGUUUUGUCCAUAUAGUAGAUUAAGAUGGUUUUGCUUUAUUGUUUGUUAUCUACUGUGAAAAAAGGGAACAGCAGCAAGAUUGAAUUCACAUAGCAUCUAUAAUGUCUAGGAGGGUGGGGAAAGCAUCCUGAGUUAGGAGAAGGCUCAAAAAGAGCCUAACUGUUAACCAGUGUUCCUUGUCAACUAUGGGUGAGGAUGAGAGGCUGAGUUCACUCCCACUUAGAGGUAGUAGCUCCUGAAGGGUUUGCUUGGGCCAAAAGGAAACAGCUGGUAGGAUGUCAGCAGCCCAUGGACAGGAGAGAAAGACUGGAUGGACCCACACCUAACACUCAGGAUCUCAGCUGAGGGACAAGUGCUCAGUGUCAGGCCCCACACCUGUAACAUGCAAUCAUGUGCACAUAAAUGCAUUGGCCCUGCAAUAGGGCCCCAUAGCUGAGGAAGUGGAAAGAAUGGAAAAGCAACACUGUCCAUAAGAUGCUUCUGUAGGGGAGAGCCAGGCAAGUGAAACCUGUGCUCUAGGUGCAUGCUGGUGCAUGUGUCUCGGGGCGGGGGUUGUCAUCCCUCCUUCCCAGCAGCAAUUCUGGAUUUUAAGCUCUUAAUAGUCUUAUUUCCCUUCUUAUCCUCUUUGCUCCAUGAGCCAGUCCAGGGCACUGAGGCCUAUGUCCUGAGGAGGAUAAACAAUGUCUCGUGUUCCUGUCAUGUCCAGGUUCUACACAAGGUACUUGGCCUCAUAGCAGCCUUGUUAGUUGGCCGUGAGAGUGCUCAUUUCUUGGACAUAGAAACCUUCAGAGAGGAUAAACAACUUGCCUCAUAGAGGCAGGAUUCAAACCCCAGUCUGCCUGACUCUUCCUGUUGCUUAUUCCUCUAGAUCUCCCUGGAGGAAUCUCACCCUGCUUACAGACACCUCCCUGUGCAGUGUGCCUUCAGUGUUGUAGAGGGCAAGAGACAGUGGACCUAAAAAAUUACCUUUGGAAGAGCCUUGACAUUAGUGAACACCAACCAAGCUGAUGACAUCAAGUACAAAAGUACUAAGCACCUUUUUCAAAAUGUCAAAAUGUCCUUUCUGGUUGGUUUGUACAUAUUUUUCUUGGACACUUGUCAUCAUUAAGAAUUGGUGGUGGGCUUGUGCUCAGAAGAGCAUAUUGGUACGUGACUGUGGUAUAGUAAGUGUGAGAUGAUGGCCUGGGUAGGGUUUUGACAAGCAUAGCCAGACUUGCACAUCCCUUGAGAGCUGUCUGACUUGUUCCCAUAGUGAAACCAUGCUCCCACAUACUGGGAGUGUAUUCUUGUGAACCAUCAUGAGAAUUGGAAACCUAGUUGAAUGUCUUAAAGGCUGAUAAGUCUCCUUCUUUUGAGAGAAAGGUUAUUUUCAGAAGCUGCUAAGUCAUUUGGAGCCAUAAUUGCUGAAUGGAUGAUGCAGUCAACCUAGCAUUUGAGGUAAAAACAAAUAAACAAAAAACCCAAGGUGUGGUUUGAGUUCUUGAAGAGGUAACUCUUAAAUGCUGGCUGAUGGGAGAGAGCAGCGUCUUUGGAAUUUGACAGCCACCUAGCCAGUCUUUGAAGAAUCCUAUGUAUUCAGAUGUGAAAGUUCCAGAGCAGGUACACUAGGGUCAUGCCUAGCAACCACAUGGCUUUUUGGUGUCUUGUUAAGCCACCUUGCCCUUGGUGAAGUGUGCAGGUACCCUGCAGCUGUGGAACUUUGCCUGAAUAAAUAGAUCUGUACCAUUGAGUUGCUUACCCUUAGCUGAGUUUAGCCCAACAUACCCAAACUAGGGGUUUGACCCCUAGUUUAGAAGACUGGAGCACUAGUCUUCUAGUGGAGGAAUGCCAAGUUCAGAAUUUCAGUAUUUCAGUAUGUUGUAAUUUAUUUAAAAUUGCCUUUAGGAUCACAGUCUUUUUGGUUUUUUUGGUUUUUCUUUUUUUAUCUGAAAGCUUUUGUGGGGCUAGGAAGGGACAUUCAUUUCUUUCUUCUUCUUUCUUCCUUCUUCUUUCUUCUUCUUUCUCUUCCUUCUCCUCCUUCUUCUUCUUCUUUCUUCUUCUUCCU